Arabis nemorensis is the source of this 318-nucleotide messenger RNA. NCBI's taxonomy places the organism in Eukaryota, Viridiplantae, Streptophyta, Magnoliopsida, Brassicales, Brassicaceae. The record is from the annotation of a GenBank genome assembly.
AUGGCGGCGAAUGCGGUGGGCGGAACGGGGAAUCCAAUCCCUACGUCGGCGGUUUUAACAGCAUCGGCGAAGCAUAUAGGAAUCAGGUGUAUGCCGGAAAACAUGGCGUUUCUGAAAUGCAAGAAGAAUGAUCCUAACCCAGAGAAAUGUCUCGAAAAGGGACGUGAAGUCACUCUUCUUGGACUGCUGAAGGAUCUUCACCAGAAAUGCCCCAAGGAGAUAGAUGCUUACGUUGGGUGUAUGUAUUACUACACCAACGAGUUUGAUUUGUGUCGGAAAGAGCAAGAAGCCUUCGAGAAAGUGUGUCCAUUGAAAUAA